CCAAAACAAAUUUUCAAAAAUUUAAAUCAGAAUAUUAAACUAAUCUAAACAUACAGUAUGUAUAUAUCUAAAAUAUUCUGGUAAUAUAUAUGGAUUAGGUGGCAAUGGCAUAAAAUCCAAACGCAGGGUCUAUUCUCAUUGAUUUGCAAUGAUUUUAUUUUAUUUUUUGGUUUUAUUGAUUUGCAAUGAUGAUGAUGGGUUUGAGUCAGUUUGACCCAUAAAAUAUAAAUAGUUGGACCUAAGAUAAGAUAAGACCAAGUUUUGUUAUUAAUCGGCCUUAAAGCUAAUCGAGAGAGCGUGUGAUCCUCACGCGACCAAACUUUAACCAACCAACACUAAAACAGUUAAGUCCGGUAACGGUAACGACCACUGUCAAACACUCUCAAGUCUCUCAAGCAAUAUGCUUAAAUUUAUUUGUUUGAUUUUUGAUUUCAUAAUUUUUUCAAAUUUUUUUCUCCAUUGUUAAAAAUAAGGGGAUACAAAUACUUUUUAAAUUUCUAAGGAAUGAAUAACUUUUUAUAAAUAAAAAAAGAACCAUGGAAGAAGUGAAUGGUGGCGUGAAAGAGAAGCAUGAGGAGAAAGAGAGAGACAGAGCUAAAGGCGGUGGUCCCUAAGCUUAGCCGCACUACGACACUUAGUUCCAUCACGUGCCUCCCACGCGCGCAUGAUAUAAUCUCCACCGUCCACAACAUUGACUUUCAAUACAUCGAUGACCAAAAUCAACGGUAAGAAACAGAUAUCAGUAGCUAAAAUAACACGAAACACAUGCCCUUAAAAAAAAACACAAAUAACACGAUGAUACUUAGCGUGCGGAUUAGUGAACAAUCGAGUAUACCAGCUUAAAGCCUGUAUUAAUGUUUUCCUUCUUCUCUAUUAACAAAUAAAGAUUAAAGCUCUAUGUAAAUAAUGUUUCAUCACUUUGGUCCACAGACAGAACAAAAACAUAAGCACUUCAUAUGUUUUUUUUUUUUUUUUAACCUUAAUCUUUAUUUGCUUUUUUAAUCUCUUGAUCCAAGAGUUCACGUUUACUUGUAACAGAAGUCUUUGUAAAUCAUAUUAUACCAAGUCUCGUCUUUAUUCUCUCUCAAAUGAAAAAUGUCAUCUUACGAAAUCUCUCACAUUGAUUUGGAAAAUGGUUCCGGCGAACGCCAUUACCGUCGAAGUGACGUCAGUGGAGAAGACAGUUCAUCUUGUGAUUACGACUACGAUUUUCACUCAGCUGUUCGUAGCUUUUGCGGUGAGUUUGAGAUGGCUGAUGACUUGGACGACGACUCAGUAUCAGCCUCAGAAUCAGAACCUUCUGAUUCAAUGGAAGUGUCUCCAGAGAAAGAUUGCCGGAUUUGCCAUUUGGGUUUAGAGAGUAGUCGCCAUGAAUGUGGAGAUCCAAUGGUUCUUGGAUGUUCUUGUAAAGAUGAUUUGGGUUACGUUCAUAAGCAAUGUGCCGAUACUUGGUUCAAGAUCAAGGGUAAUAAGACUUGCGAGAUUUGUCGUUCGAUAGCUCAAAACUUUUCUAAAGUUGACAAUGAGAUUGAUCAAACAACAACGGUUGAAACCAAUGUAGAUGACGUAGAGGCCGGAAAUACAUCCACGGUGGUGGCUACAAGCGACUCCGAUGAUCGGAGAUUCUGGAGAGGAAAUAGAUUCCUUAAUUUCCUUUUAACAUGUAUGGUCUGUGCAUUUGUGAUCUCAUGGUUCUUUCACUUUAACUUGCCUUCAAAACAAUGAGAAAGAAGAUCAAAAUCCUCUGUUUUUUUCUUUUCU
This is a messenger RNA of Arabidopsis lyrata subsp. lyrata, 1761 nucleotides long. RefSeq names its product E3 ubiquitin-protein ligase MARCH8. The record is from RefSeq and is a predicted model, not a curated record. Bases 1096 to 1725 code for a protein of 209 amino acids. The transcript has 2 exons. Lineage: Eukaryota; Viridiplantae; Streptophyta; Magnoliopsida; Brassicales; Brassicaceae. Gene Ontology annotation, molecular function: zinc ion binding.